This is a messenger RNA of Cyclospora cayetanensis, 1437 nucleotides long. RefSeq lists its product as uncharacterized. Lineage: Eukaryota; Apicomplexa; Conoidasida; Eucoccidiorida; Eimeriidae. The transcript has 2 exons. The record is from RefSeq and is a predicted model, not a curated record. Bases 1 to 1437 code for a protein of 478 amino acids.
AUGAGGCACGCUGUAUCUUGCUUUGUAGUCUUGCUCUGUGCCGUUUGUGCGGUGCAAGCAAACGCUGCAGUUCACACUCCGAUCGGCACUUACGAAUCAGAAACUGCGAGAGAUAACUGCUCAGGAAGUACGGGAGACUAUGCCAUCCAUGCAGAUGGGUCAACCCUGCAAGACUCUGCCACUGGCGCGGAACCAAGGCAUCUACAGGCUUGGCGCACCAGAGGCAGCGGUCGCAACUUCUCCAGCGGCUAUACCACCGGCUACAGCGGUUUGAGCGGAUCACCUGUAAGCACCUCAACAUAUAUGUCGAGUACGGUGCCCUACAGCAACACGUAUAGCGGCUCCUCUUCAUUUUCCGGAAGAUCUAUUCCUACGUAUUCUAGUAGUGGAGAUACCUACGCGGCUUAUCCUUCAAGCAGCACUAGUGGAACAACGUUCUACAGCAGUGGAAGCGGGGGCACCACCUACACAGGUGGCAGCCUCUCCAUGCCGACGUACUCGACCUCCUCGCUGGCUUCGGGAAGUGGCAGCAGCAUGCCAUAUGUCAGUUCUAGCAGCACCACGUACGGGGGCAGCAGCAGCAGCAGCGGCAGUCACCUCUCCUCCGGAACAAGCUACACCAGCCCCAACAAUGCUUACGGCGGAUCAAACGGAACGGCGUUCGGCAGCAGUAUGGGCAGCUCUGGAAUGACAGGGGACAGAGCAUUCAUGAGCAGCUCCGCCUCGUCAGGUCGAGUUGUCUACACUAGUGGAGGCCCUACCGGUGUGGGGAGGCCUAUGAGUACCACUGCAGCAACAAGUAGUGGUGGUAUCGGGGCAACAGCAAGCAGCAGCAGCGGCAUCGGGGUGUCUCCGUACGGCGGCACCUUCAGCAGAACUCCCUCUCAGACCACGGUGCGCACCAGCGGUUCAACGACACAGUCAACCCCCUCUAGCCCCUCUUUUAGCGGCAGCGGGAGCAGCGGGAUGCCGAGCACCACUGGAACCGCUGAAAGGACAGCAGGGCAGACUUCGGGGGGGAGUAGCAGCUCUCGAGCCCAGAACAGCAGCAGCACAACCAGUCCAUCAGAAGGGCCCUUCCGUGAUUCAAAUACAGGUAGAGGAAGCAGCAGCUUCCGCUCAUCCGGGGGUGGAGCUGCGACGUCCCCACUGGAACAGGGAGGAUCAGACAACACAACGUAUUAUCUUAGAGAGGCUGAUGGAUCUCUUACGCCAAUCGAGCCUCCCCCUUACGACCAGAUGAAGCCUGACUCCUACUACACUGAUCUCUAUCUCACCGACCAGCCGAUCAGGUUUGAGAACCAUCACACUAAAACGCAACAAUUCAAAUUCGAGCUUGAAAAGGCACACGAAACCAACAUUCAAAAGGAGCAGGAACAGCCAACGCAAGGGGUAAUCAAACUCCCAAUUGCAGAGGAGAAAAAGGGAGUGAUGUGA